AUGGAGAGCCCGACCGGCUACCCAGAGUCUCCGAUCGACGACGAGGUCGUGUAUCCGUGCAAGGGAUGCGGAGAGAUCCUCGAGGAAGGCAAGGCCUUCGAGCUCGCCGGAAACCGAUGGCAUAUCGACUGCUUCCGCUGCAACACGUGCGGCACCCUCCUCGAUUCGGAUGCGAACCUGCUGCUGCUCGGCGACGGCUCCCUGAUAUGCAACAACUGUACAUAUAGCUGCAACCACUGCGGCAACAAGAUCGAGGAUCUCGCCAUCUUGACCGGCGACCAGGCCUUCUGUGCCAACUGCUUCCGGUGUAGGAAUUGCAAGCGCAAGAUCGAGAACCUUCGCUAUGCCCGCACCUCGCAGGGUAUAUUCUGCAUGUCGUGUCAUGAGUCGCUCAUGGCUCGACGGCGCAAGAAAUCCAAAAAGCCGCCCUCAGUGGCGCCCAAGGUGGACAAAUCGCUGCCUGCUCUGCCUCCCCACGAGCAAUCCCAGUCCACCUUCACCCCAGACCUGGAUACGCCAUCCGACAUCUUCUCGGAGCCCACCACGACCGACGUAUCCCCGAGACCUCCUCAGCCGCGCCGGGGUGAUUCGUCGUCAAACUUCAGGCGCGAUGCUUCACCAAUUGGAGAUGCUGCACGAAGGGACAAUACCACACUUCCAGCAACAACAUACAACAAGGACAGCGCGCGUUCAGAGCUGGUAGACAACGGCGACGACGGCAUCCUCCUCCCCUUCGCUCUCGAUCCCAACCCUGCGCCCGGCCCAUCACCGCUCGGCCGACCCAUCAGCAGGUUCAAUGACCGAACACUGGGAGCCAAACCGACCGGAAGCGGUGACAGCAAGAGCGGGCGCGAUUACUUUAGUAGGCCCACUGGCGACCAUCGCGAGAAGCUGAAGGAGAACGGGUCUCGAGAAGCCUCCAAAGAGAGACGCCAGACGCAAACACAGAGCCCGCACAUUGCCUUCCAGGAGAAAGGAAGGCAGCCUUCGGACACACUGGUCGAGACACUUAGGAAGAAGAAGGACACAUCCAGCGAAUCUCCUGCCGCUGAGCCUCGGUCGAGGAGUCAGCACGCUUCUCCCGCCCCUUCAGGUCCAGAACCCUUCAAGUUACAGGAUGUACCCAAGAACAAGAAGGCGGAGGCCAAACGCAAGGACUCCGACGAGACGCCAUCACCGCAACCGCAGCAACAGCAGCAGCAGUCUUCUUCCAAGAACGACAUCAUGUCUGCGCGGCUGAGUCGUCCUCUCAUCGAGCCAACCUUCACUAGCUCACCACCACUUGGCUCCCAAGAUUCACCUCAAACCUCAGAAUCGUCGUUCGGCUCCAAUCUUCCACUAGAACGACCUGCGCGUGGUGAUUCGCUCAAGGCUUCGACUCUGAAGCCUUCAGCUCCAAUCUCACGAAACGAGAGGGCCCCAUCACCCACCACACCGACUUUAAGCCAUCCAGAGCGCACAUCAUCCACCAACACAGCCAGCGCGAAUCUCAACGCCGGACUUGGCAUACUCAGUCCUUCGGAUUCGCCAGCCUCCAAAACUCCAUCAGACCCUCCAGUUCUCCCCGCACGUUCAGGUGGACGGCCAGCCCCGCCCUCGACCGACACUUUCACAUCUCCACGCGCACCCCCGCAACCACCUGCCAUUCAGCAACACAAGACGAGCGAUUCCAUCAGCAGUGCCCAGAGCGAAGCAUCUCGAGAUGCAUAUGGAGCUGGUGGCCUUCCUCGAUACAGCGCUCAGGGCGAUUUCUCCAUGGAUGAGGAUUUCGCGCGUUUGCUUGGAAGUCAGGAUGGAAGAGACGAAAAAGACAACGGGGUUUUCAGGAGAGUUUCGAACGCUGUGUCCAAGCAUGGGCGCAGUUUCAGUGAUCGUGGUUCAGUCACAUCACGAGGUCACAAGAAAUGGCCUACGAAUGGCUCCAUCGACAUUAGCAGCCCGACAGUUGCCUCGCCCGACACUAAAGAGGAAGGCGUCAACUUGCGCAACGAGCUGCGCCGCGCCCAGCAGCGGAUCGCUGAGCUGGAGGCCGAGAAGAAUGGCCUACAAGAAUCGAUGCAUAGUGCGGCCGACAUCAGACAGGCAAACACGGUUCUGCGAGAGAAGCGAAACACCAUGGCUGUCUUGGAUACGCAACGUGAGAUGGUGAUUCGCGAGCUUGAAAUCAUGACUGAACACCUCAAGCACGCUAAGAGCGGUCAGGGCAACGUUGAAAUCGGUCAACUCAAGUCAGACAUUCUCAAAGACUUUGCAAACUCGUUGCAGAAGCUCAAAGACAAUUUGGGAAAUCAAAUAGAGGACCUGAUCACGAAGAGAUCGGAGUUGACGGAGGAGAUCUCGAACCUCAUUCAGAUGAAAGACAAGGGUUUCCAAGAGUACGAAUCGCUCACGGCCGCUAACACUAGACUUUCCGCCAUGAACAGGGACCUGGUAGAUAACAUCCAGACCAACCUCAAGAACAACAAGAAGAGUGGACAGAACCUUGAUGUUGCUGCCAAUGGUCUUGGCAUAUACAACGCGCAGCACAAGGGCGGCAAGUCCGAAGUAUCCGUGGAUGCACCAGCGAUACCGCAUGAUCACUCCUAUGCCAAUCUCGAUGACGGCGAGGCGACCGUCGCGCAGCCGCAAGUCGUCAACAUCAGGAAGACCGGUAAACCCACCAAAUUCUCUACCUGGAAGAAGGGCGGACAAGCCAUUACGAAGAACGUCACCAAGGGCUUCAAGGGAGCAUUCGGUUCAGAGCAGAAGCAGGAGGACUACAACGUCAAGGUCAUUGGCACUCCUUACGGCUCCGUGCACUCCGGGCCUGACAUUGCAGCCAUGUCCAUGUCGAGCUCCAUCAAAAGCCGGGAUACCAUGGACCAAGGGACCCCGCGAGGCUGGUUCGGUGGAAAGCCUGGCAACGUUAGACCAGGCGGCCCGCCGCAAGGCUUUAGGCCCAUGCAGAACAUCAACAACAGCACCACUAAUCUGGCUGCCGCCGACGCCAGUACAGUGCUCUUCGGGUCUGACCUGACAGCACGAUGCGAAUUCGAACGGCAGAUGAUUCCACGCAUCGUCAGCAGAUGUAUCGAAGAGGUUGAGCUUCGCGGCAUGGAUGUGGAAGGUAUCUACCGUAAAAGCGGCGGUACCUCUCAGGUGAACCAAGUGCGCAGUGGCUUCGAGACGGACACCGAACACGACAUCUCGGAUCCAGAUCUCGACAUUCACUCCGUCACUUCUGCGCUGAAGAACUAUUUCCGCAGGCUCCCUGUGCCGCUGAUCACAUACGAUGUCUAUGAUCAGUUCCUUGAAGCUGGCCAACUGGAAGAGCCGACUGCUCAGUCUAGAGCUUUGUCUGCCGCUGUGAACGAAAUUCCCAAAGCUCAUCGUGAUACCUUGCAAUUCCUCGUGUUCCAUCUGUCGCGGGUCAUACAGCACGCCAGUGACAAUUUGAUGACACCACUCAAUGUUGCCGUCGUUUUUGCGCCAACUAUCAUGCGGCCUAUGGACAUCCAGCGCGAACUUACCGACGUACAACAGCAGCGUGUCGCCGUGCAAGCGCUUCUGGAAAACUACAAAACAGUAUUCGGUGAUGAAUAA
Molecule: messenger RNA, 3582 nt
Organism: Alternaria ventricosa
Lineage: Eukaryota; Fungi; Ascomycota; Dothideomycetes; Pleosporales; Pleosporaceae
Exons: 6
Coding region: 1-3582 (1193 amino acids)
Biological process (GO): regulation of GTPase activity; signal transduction
Cellular component (GO): cytoplasm
Source: RefSeq, a predicted model, not a curated record